CAGGACCUGCCUCAGCCGGGCAGGAGGAAGGGGGACCCCGCUUGGCUGGGGCAGUGGGCAGGGGCCGUGGGGCAGGCCUGGAUGCUGCCUCCAGGCUCGACACAGGGCACCUGCCAGCCCACAUCCCGCUCUUGGGCCAAACAGAACAGGGCAGAAGCCAAGACAGACAAGCAGGGCACAGCGCACGGGGAGGGGAGGGGUACGCCAGCCUGAGGCCCGGAAGCAAGACAGACUCCUCUGCCCUCGGCCCCGAGGUGCGAUAGGCUCAACAGUCCAAGAGAUGGACACGUAAGCCGUGGCUCCUGCGGAAGGACCGGGGGCUGAAGAGGCAGGGAGAGCGGGACGCCUGCCGGGCCCGGCUGCGCCAAGCCCAGGCCUUCCCCUGCCGGCGGAACAGCAUGGACUAGCCAGCGCCAGGCUCCGGGCAGGGCAUUCACCGCCGCCUUCGGAGGACGCUGGGCUCCGAGCCACCCCGUCCCCAUGGUCUCUGCCCCGCUGAGGCCAGCCAGCCAGCCCCACCCGGACGAGGGCUGCCCACCGCCCCUCGAAGCUGUCCCGGUCUCCUGGAAGAGCCAGAGCCGCAGGGAGCCCCCGGGAGCCCUGGUGGGGACCCCUGCAGGGGAGGGGGCCCACGGCGAGGAGGACCCCGCCGCCCAGCUGGACGUGUCUCGCCUGCGCAGCUCGUCCAUGGAGAUCCGCGAGAAGGGCUCAGAGUUCCUGAAGGAGGAGCUGCACAAAGCCCAGAAGGAGCUAAAGCUGAAGGAUGAGGAGUGUGAGCGGCUGUCCAGGGUCCGGGAGCAGCUGGAGCGGGAGCUGGAGGAGCUGACGGCCAGCCUGUUUGAGGAAGCCCACAAGAUGGUCCGAGAAGCCAACACGAAGCAGGCGGCAUCAGAAAAGCAGCUGAAAGAGGCUCGGGGCAAGAUCGACAUGCUGCAGGCGGAGGUGACAGCCUUGAAGACGCUGGUCAUCACGUCCACACCCGCCUCUCCCAACCGCGAGCUGCACCCCCAGCUGCUGAGUCCCACCAAGGCCGGGCCCCGCAAGGGCCACUUGCGCCAUAAGAGCACCAGCAGUGCCCUGUGCCCCAUCGCGUGCCCUGCUGCAGGCCACAUCCUCACCCCGGACAAGGAAGGCAAAGAGCUCGGGCCGCCCCCCCUCCUGUCCCUGCUCCUCUGUGUGGUCCCCAGUAAGGCGGUCCGCCUCACCUACGAGCCGGCCUGGCAGCUCCCGCCUGGGGAGCGGCCCGCAGCCCCCGCCUCCGCUACCUCUCUCUCCUGUUCCCGCCAGGUGGACACCACCCUGUUUGCGGAGUUCCAGGCCUGGAGGGAGUCGCCCACCUUGGACAAGGACAGCCCCUUCCUGGGAAGGGUGUACCGCGAGGACGUGGGGCCCUGCCUGGACUUCACGGCGCAGGAGCUCUCGGCGCUGGUGCGGGCGGCCGUGGAGGACAACACGCUCACCAUCGAGCCCGUGGCUUCGCACACGCCGCCCACGGUGAAGGCAGCCGCCGCCGCUGGAUACGGCAGCACCAACACGUGUGCCCUGAGCGGCUUGGCCCGCGCCUGUCGCCACCGAAUCCGGCUCGGGGACUCCGAGAGUCACUACUACAUCUCGCCAUCGUCCCGGGCCAGGAUCACUGCUGUGUGCAACUUCUUCACCUACAUCCGCUACAUCCAGCAAGGCCUGGUGCGGCAGGAUGGAGGCCUAGGCCUGGCAGGGGCUCAGAGCCGGAGCAACAGCUGCCCCCGGCCCGGCAGGCGGACAGGAAGACGGCGCGGGAGCCAGCCCUGAGCCAGAAGCUGAACAGCCGGACAAAUGGCCGGGCCGAGGAGGCGUACUGAGCCGGCACCACGCGCCCAUCCCAGGAAGACAGGACCUCAUGGGAUUACCUCCCUUCCCAGUGGCACAGCCACCACGAGACUCUAGAAGGCACCAAAGACCAAGGACCCGGACCUGCACUCGGGGCUCAGCCUUCGGGAGGGGACACCUGGGGCGGCCAGCACCCUCGGCCCCGGGUCCGGGAGCUGCUGCCUGCAGGCGCUGUGGCUGCUGGGCAGCCUGGUGUCCUGGUAUUGCCCACCCCAGUUCCCAAGCCCUGCGCACCAGCACCCCCUUGUGGCCAUCCCUCUCCCCGACCCAGUGGGCCUGCCAUCCUGAGCGCCCAUGGGGCAGUGGUGCUGGGAGGGGCCGCCAGGGACGUCCAUGCCAGCUGGAACCUGCUUGAAAACUGCCUCCAAGUUCCUCCGACGGACAAGGGCCCUCCCAUUUGACCUGCCCCGCCCCUCUGAGCCCUGUGCUCCGGGAGGCACGGCCCCCGCCCCCACCGCCGCUGGAAGGACCAGGCACUUUUCCCCAAAGCAGAGCACAGACGGGGCCUCAGGGCGCCAUGCCUGCCUUCAGCCGUGGGUGGCCCUUCAGACAGCGCGGACCGAGGCCACCAAGCCCUGCCCGCAGGAUGGGGGUGGGACAGGCAGGCCCCAGGCCCUCCUCACCCCUCACAGCCCAUUCGGGACCCGGGUACCACCGGCCACGUCGCUGCCCACGUCCAGGGUCCGCCUCUGAAUGGAAUGCAGCGCAUCCCCGUUGAAUAAAGGAAGCCUUUGUUGGUA
Messenger RNA from Eptesicus fuscus (big brown bat), 2609 nucleotides. It is a transcript of the gene RAB3IL1, whose product is annotated as RAB3A interacting protein like 1. Lineage: Eukaryota; Metazoa; Chordata; Mammalia; Chiroptera; Vespertilionidae. Gene Ontology annotation, biological process: exocytosis. Gene Ontology annotation, molecular function: guanyl-nucleotide exchange factor activity. The coding region runs from base 481 to 1791 and encodes 436 amino acids. Gene Ontology annotation, cellular component: Golgi to plasma membrane transport vesicle. The record is from RefSeq and is a predicted model, not a curated record. The transcript has 11 exons.